This is a messenger RNA of Triplophysa dalaica, 891 nucleotides long. RefSeq lists its product as uncharacterized. The record is from RefSeq and is a predicted model, not a curated record. The coding region runs from base 52 to 690 and encodes 212 amino acids. Lineage: Eukaryota; Metazoa; Chordata; Actinopteri; Cypriniformes; Nemacheilidae. The transcript is spliced from 8 exons.
CUUACACAGGCACAAAGUACAGGAACAGGCAAAACAAAACAACCCCCCAAAAUGGAAAAGCAACACCAAUUACCCAUUAUAAGGCCAUUUCAAGAUUCACUAAGAUUUGGCAACAAGUACUACAUAAUUCAGACUGAGAACUCACGUGGUAUCCCCCAAGAGAUUUUAAAACAUCUCCAUAAACGUAAACCUGGAUUGAAGGAGGUGUUAAAUGUGGAUGAGUGUGAUGUGAUCCUGGAUUUCUGCCCCAUUGUGUCACGGGCAGGAACUGACAUGGAAGUUGCUCUGAAUGAACUUAAUAGGUGUUCAGCAUCCAAACCAGCUGUGUUCAUGGUUCUCCAUCACACUUAUGAGCGGGAGAAAAUUGUACCAGACAGCAGCAGAUUUGUAAGCAGGGAAAAUACGCUUACAGUGAACUUUCUCUUUAAUGAAGAUGCUGGCUUACUGGAAUGUGCAAUGAAUGAUAAAGCAUUGAUCAAAAUCGUUGAGCACUUCGAACCUCAGACUCUGUGGCAGCAAGUCAAAAUUGUGUUAUGGUUCAUCAUCAGCAUUGUAGUCAUCAUAGCUGGUUGGACUGGAAGAAUAGUACAGAUUGUGUGGCAGCAAGUGAAAAAAUUUUUUUUGUACAUCAUCAGAACUGUAGCCAACAUAUUUCGUGGGACUAGUACAGAACAGCACAGAAGAGUAUAAAAGGAGAAAUGGAGAUGAAAAAAGGGAGCAAAAAGUGAGAUUUAAGAGUCUGAUCUUCAAAUGUAAUGUAAUCAAACUGGAAUGAGGGGAUGCAAUCUGAAAUCCUAAUAUAGCCUAGUUCAUGCUAACCAAGUUGAACAUGUCUUAUUAAGGAAAUAUUUGACAAUAUUUACAAGCAAAUAAAUAAAUAAUAGAAAACUG